This is a messenger RNA of Miscanthus lutarioriparius, 1005 nucleotides long. NCBI's taxonomy places the organism in Eukaryota, Viridiplantae, Streptophyta, Magnoliopsida, Poales, Poaceae. The record is from the annotation of a GenBank genome assembly.
AUGGCACCGCCGCGUCGCUACCUGGCUGCGUUGCUCGCCCUGCUAUGCGCGUGCACCACCACGGCGCCGCUGGCCUCCGUGGCGGCCGCGAACGUGCCGAUCACUACGUGCCGGUCGUUCUGCGGCAACAUCACGGUGGACUACCCGUUCGCGCUGCACCCCGGGUGCGGCCACGCGGGACUGCGCGACCUCCUCUUCUGCAUCAACGGCGCGCUGAUGCUCCACCUCCCCUCGGGCUCCUACCGCGUCCUCGACGUGGACUACGCCUACCGGGGCCUCACCCUGCACGACCCGGCCAUGUCCGACUGCCGCGCGCUCGACCUCACCCCGGCGGGGCGGGCCAACGGCUUCGUCCUCGAGCCGUGGCGGGAGUCGUACCUGUCGCCGGACCCGGACAACGUGUUCCUCCUCCUCAGCUGCCGCGCCACCUCGCCGCUCUUCCAGGGCUUCCCCGACCGCCACCUCCCCUGCCGGAACGUGUCCGGGAUGGGGUGCGGCGACUACCUCGGCUGCGCCGCCUGGGACGACUACUACGCCGGCGGCGGGCGGCGCCCGUCGGGCGACGCCGCGUAUGGCACUGGCACGGCCGCGGGGCAGCCGCCCGAGUGCUGCGCGGUGCCCUGGGCCGCCAUCCGAGCGGUGAACGUGAGCCGGCUCGAGUGCGAGGGGUACAGCAGCGCGUACAGCCUCGCGCCCGUGCGCGCCGAGGGCGGCGCCGCGGGGUGGGCGUACGGGAUCCGGGUGUCGUGGACGCUGCCCGAGUCCAACCGCGGCUUCUGCGGCGCGUGCCGCGCCACGGGCGGGGCGUGCGGCCAUGACAUGGAGAGCCAUGCCGACCUGUGCCUCUGCGGGGACUGGAACUCCACCUCGAACUGCGACUCCUCGGCCGACGCAGCACGGUCGGACGCCGCCGACACGCCGCGCGCUGUCGCCGCGCUUCGCUGGGCCAUCCUCGCCUCAGGAUUGACGUCGCUAUGGUACUACGCGUCGAGAUCAAAUCUGUGA